UCCUGCCUCGUCAGAGACUGAAAAAUGGGCACAAACGCGUCAUGUCUAUGCGGCGAGAUCUGUGUGGAUUUUCUAUUAUAUUCCAUCGCCUCACAACAGAACACACACAUACACACAUAUGCAUGUUCAAAUCUCAAAUAUUAUUACACAAAAUCACAUCUAACAGAAUAUGACAGAAUAUCAAUCUAGUGACGUCGGUUUUAUUGAGGGAUCGUUAGAGGCUUCAUUGUUGGAAAGCGAAAGUAAAACAGGAGGAAAAUCAGGAGCACGUUUGGAUUCUACCUGGUUUUUGUCUAUUUUAUCGUUUAUAUUGUUCUCCAUUAUCGUCUUGAACGCGUCUAUAACCGCUCAAAUUCAUCUAAAUCAGAUUAAUGUGAUUCAACGGACGAGUCUUUGUCUCCGGCAUGUUGUCGAUUAUUAUCGCUUUACUGCUGAAUCUCCUCAUAGAGACUUCUGUGUCAUUCAGUGUAGUGGUUCCUCGUGAUCCUGUAGUGGCUCAUGUGGGAUCCACAGUGAUUCUGCCCUGCUGGAUCAAUCCUCCUGAGAACGCUGAAGAUCUGGAGAUCUGCUGGUACCGUAAGGAGUUCAACAACCCUGUUCUCCACUAUAAAGAUGGGAAGAUCCAGGACAUCCAGGAGGAACCGUACAGGAACCGAACCUCUUUGUCUCCGCGGUCAGGUCAGUCUGGUGGACUGAAAGAUGGAGACGUCUCUCUACGGCUGGAGAAACUCAGAAUUCAGGAUGAAAAUUCAUUUCAUUGUUAUGUGAGUGGAGAAAGGUCAUAUAGCAGCGAAGAGGUGGUUCUCAAAAUUACAGCUUUAGGAUCCACUCCCGUCCUUGUUCCAAAGCUUCUAGAUGAUGGACGUGUGAACAUCAGCUGCAGGUCCAGCGGCUGGUAUCCAGAGCCCAAUGUCACGUGGACAUCAGAUGAUGGAAAGGUUCUCCAUCCUGGAGGAUCGUCUCACAGUCGUGGAGCAGAUGAGAUGUUCUCUGUUCACAGCUGGACGGCCGUCUCUCGGUCAGAUGCUCUACUGGUCUCAUGUUCAAUAUCCAUCAUAACUGGAGAGUUAAAAGAAAGUAGGAUGGAUGUACAGGCCAUCGUCGUUUCAGAUUCAUCAGGUCUAUGGAAGGGUCCUUUCCUGAUCGUUCUCAGUGUUCUCCUUUGUUUGAUUCUGGGUUUGGUUGGAUUGAUCCUCUACAAAUACAGAGAUAAACUAACCGGGAAUAAAUCAGCAAAUCAAAAUUGUGAGGAGGGAACUAUGAAGAACCUGAAAAACAAAGUUGUUGAAGAUAUGACUAUAGAAGAACUGAGGCAACAUGCAGUUGAGAUCACUAUUGACCGUGAACAUUCACAUCCAGAUCUAACGGUUUCUAAGGACUGUAAAAUCAUGAGGGACAGUCCACGAUAUGAUCACACUGGAGAGGGAUUUCCAUAUGAAUUAUGUGCAUUUGGAGCACAAAGAUUCACCUCUGGUCGUCACUAUUGGGAGGUAGAGCUGGGACGGGAAAAUACCCCUGCUAAAAACUACUGGUUAAUUGGUGUGGUGAAACAUGGAAAUUUUAAUGUAAGAAACAGAUCUGCUUUAACUCCAUCAAGUGGUUUCUGGUUCUUGUGUUCAGACGGUUCUAAUGGUUUUCACACCAACACCGUAACACCAGUUACAUUCUCACUGACACCGAGACCUGAACGACUGGGAGUUCUGUUAGAUUAUGAUGAGGGUCAGCUGUCAUUUUACAACAUCAAAGAGAGUAAACAUCUCCUGACCAUCAGCACCAGAUUCUCUGGAUCAGUCGUUCCUCUGUUUAAUCCUGGUGUGGGUGAUGACAGUCCACUUACAAUUCUGGGUUGUCCAGAACCUGUAGAAUCAGCUGAAGAGUCCAGUCAACCUUUACUGAGUAAAAACAGCUCAAACGUCUGACCGAGCAAUGCAGUGUGUUUAACAGAAGGUACAAUUUCACUCUAAUGCUCUGAGCAAAGCAUUGUUAGAUGUGAGAGUUUAUCAGAGUGGAAACAAACAAGACGACAAAAAAAAAACAGAAACCCCAUAAAACAGAGACCAA
This is a messenger RNA of Labeo rohita (rohu), 2061 nucleotides long. RefSeq names its product butyrophilin subfamily 1 member A1-like. The coding region runs from base 405 to 1919 and encodes 504 amino acids. Gene Ontology annotation, molecular function: protein binding. NCBI's taxonomy places the organism in Eukaryota, Metazoa, Chordata, Actinopteri, Cypriniformes, Cyprinidae. The record is from RefSeq and is a predicted model, not a curated record. The transcript is spliced from 9 exons.